Molecule: messenger RNA, 417 nt
Organism: Sugiyamaella lignohabitans
Lineage: Eukaryota; Fungi; Ascomycota; Dipodascomycetes; Dipodascales; Trichomonascaceae
Gene: RPS17B
Product: ribosomal 40S subunit protein S17B
Exons: 1
Coding region: 1-417 (138 amino acids)
Biological process (GO): translation
Cellular component (GO): ribosome
Molecular function (GO): structural constituent of ribosome
Source: RefSeq, a predicted model, not a curated record
AUGGGUCGUGUUAGAACUAAGACUGUCAAGCGUGCUGCUAAGCAAAUCAUUGAGGGUUACUACCCCAAGCUCACCCUCGACUUCGAGACCAACAAGCGUCUUGCUGACGAAAUUGCAUUCAUUCCUUCUAAGCGUCUUAGAAACAAGAUUGCCGGUUACACCACCCACUUGAUGAAGCGUAUCCAAAAGGGUCCUGUCAGAGGUAUCUCUUUCAAGCUCCAAGAAGAAGAGCGUGAGAGAAGAGAUCAAUACGUUCCUGAGGUUUCCGCCCUUGAUGUCUCUCAAACCGAAAACGGCCUUGAAGUCGACGCCGACACCGCCAACCUCCUCAAGACUUUGGGUUUCGCCAAGCUCCCUGUCUCUGUUGUCCACGUUUCUCAACAAGCUCCCGAGCGUAGAUUCCGCAAGAGAAACUAA